UUCGCAGUGAACGGGGCAUCGGGUCGAAAAGCCGUUUGUGGCAACCACCAUGGAGCCAGAAAGCAGCGCAAUAUGGCAAGACAGUGAAGUAAAGGAGCAGCUGGAAGACAAAGUAAUUGAAGCGGAUCCUUUGCCAACCGGGGUAGAGAACAUGCUUGGUGCAGCACCCGAAGAACUCCGACAGCAUGAGUGGACCGGAUUGAAAGGUCUUCCGCUGGACGGGUUGCAAUUCCUGGCAAACUCAGAAUGGCUGCACAUGCGAUUGAACCCACGCGACCCAACGAUGUACAACAUGUACAUCUACAAAAAUAGGCACGUGCUCGUCUUCGAAGAACCCACAAACUGGUGCUGCGUAAUUCUUUGCCCUGGCAAUCGACCUUUCGACAUGCCGGGAAGACGUUCCGAAAACACAGUCAUGAUGCUCCGAAGGCCUCUUCGCUGGGAAAGCGCUGUCUGCGGCUGCUUCUGUUGCUGCUGCCUGCAGUCUCUUUCACUCUUGCAGAAGAUGAUCGUGGAGGCUCCGGAAAGUCAAGUAGUUGGCUACGUGCAGGAGAACUGCAGCAUCUUUCGCUCCUUAUUUACUAUCCUCGAUGCCCACAAAGAGCCUGUGCUUAAAGUGGGCGGCGUCAAAACCUGGUCAAUUCUUCCCUGCUGUCCAGCGAGAAAAGGUUUCGGGAUUGAAACUAAAGACCGAUCCCAUGUGAUUGGAUAUAUCAUCUUCGAUACUGUGCCUAAGUUGGCGAAACGUUUGCAGCGUUUCAUAGUUGCCUAUCCCAAGGAUCUCGAUGUUGGAGUUAAAGCCACUCUCAUUGGCUGCGCAAUGCUGCUACGAUUCAUGUUCUACGACGAAGUGUCCCAGGACUGCGCCACCUGCUGCGAUUGCGAAUGUUGCUAUUGUGAUUGUUGCACCUGUGAUUGCUGGUGGGAGAUGGGGGCGUUGGCUCUGCGCGACGCACUCCGCUCUUAGUCCCCAAUAGACAAUUUUGCACGAGCGCCACGUCUUUAGGAAUGUAGUCGUGGAAGUUCAAGUAAAAGGAAGUAUAUAUA
Messenger RNA from Ornithodoros turicata, 1047 nucleotides. RefSeq names its product phospholipid scramblase 3-like. The coding region runs from base 50 to 967 and encodes 305 amino acids. The record is from RefSeq and is a predicted model, not a curated record. Gene Ontology annotation, molecular function: phospholipid scramblase activity. NCBI's taxonomy places the organism in Eukaryota, Metazoa, Arthropoda, Arachnida, Ixodida, Argasidae. Gene Ontology annotation, cellular component: plasma membrane. The transcript has 7 exons. Gene Ontology annotation, biological process: plasma membrane phospholipid scrambling.